Messenger RNA from Malassezia pachydermatis, 675 nucleotides. Its product is annotated as histone-fold-containing protein. Bases 1 to 675 code for a protein of 224 amino acids. Gene Ontology annotation, molecular function: protein heterodimerization activity; chromatin DNA binding. NCBI's taxonomy places the organism in Eukaryota, Fungi, Basidiomycota, Malasseziomycetes, Malasseziales, Malasseziaceae. Gene Ontology annotation, biological process: DNA damage response; heterochromatin formation; leading strand elongation. Gene Ontology annotation, cellular component: epsilon DNA polymerase complex; CHRAC. The record is from RefSeq and is a predicted model, not a curated record. The transcript is spliced from 4 exons.
AUGGACGUGCCAGAGCAAGGCGCUGAAAAGCAGGCGGCGUCUCCCGUGCCCAACACAGUGGAAGCGAUGAGUGACUCAGAAAAGGAAGAUAUUCCACUCUCUGCCAAGUCUAUGUCUGCGACCAAUGCGGCAGGCGGUACGUUUGGAUUGGGCCUCGAUCAGUUUGAAUUGCCGAAGGCGUCGAUCGCCAAGGUGGCACGUAGCGAGAUCCCAGAGUCUGUGCAGUUGCGUAAGGAUACCAUCACUGCGCUUGUCAAGUCUGCCUCUGUAUUUGUGAGCUAUUUGACUGCGGCAUCGCAUGAUGUGGCCAUCGCGCGCGGCAACAAGACGAUCUCUGCAGCCCAUGUCCUGGAUGCUAUGCGGGAAUUGGAUUUCCCUCCUGCGAUGCGCAAAGAGCUUCGCGAACAAUUGGAAGCCUACCGUGACCUCCAGAAGAAGAGCGCAGCUGCUCGCGCUGAAGCAGCUGCCCAAAGCCGGGAGCGUGCGAAGGCAGCCCGAGCUGCUGCGGCUGCGGCUGCUGCGGCAGCAGAUGCAGAAGCGGAGGCAGGUGGUACGGAGGGCGCAGAGCCUAUGCAAACAGAUGAGACGGGCAACACCUACGAGCCUACCUCAGCAACAGACGACCAUGUCGUUGUCAAGGAGCUUCCAGAAGCGAACGCGGAUGCUGCGCCUUGA